Messenger RNA from Melospiza georgiana, 1878 nucleotides. It is a transcript of the gene KLHL14, whose product is annotated as kelch like family member 14. The record is from RefSeq and is a predicted model, not a curated record. NCBI's taxonomy places the organism in Eukaryota, Metazoa, Chordata, Aves, Passeriformes, Passerellidae. The transcript is spliced from 8 exons. Gene Ontology annotation, molecular function: protein binding. Bases 1 to 1878 code for a protein of 625 amino acids.
AUGUCCAGAUCCGGGGACAGGACCUCCACCUUCGACCCCAGCCACAGCGACAACCUGCUGCACGGCCUCAACCUGCUGUGGAGGAAGCAGCUCUUCUGCGACGUGACCCUGACGGCCCAGGGCCAGCAGUUCCACUGCCACAAGGCCGUGCUGGCCUCCUGCUCCCAGUACUUCCGAUCCCUGUUCUCCAGCGGCGGCGGGAGCGGCGGGCACCCGCACGCCCUGGGGCUGGGGCCCGGCGCCCAGGACGGGCUGGGAGGGCCGCCGAAGGAGCCGCCGCCGCCGCAGACGCAGGAGGAGCCCGGCACCCCAUCCUCCUCCCCCGAGGACAAGCUGCUGGCCAGCCCGCGGGCCAUCAACAACCUGGUGCUGCAGGGCUGCUCGUCCAUCGGGCUGCGGCUGGUGCUGGAGUACCUGUACACGGCCAACGUGACCCUCUCGCUGGACACGGUGGAGGAGGUGCUGUCGGUCAGCAAGAUCCUGCACAUCCCGCAGGUCACCAAGCUGUGCGUGCAGUUCCUCAACGACCAGAUCUCGGUGCAGAACUACAAGCAGGUGUGCAAGAUUGCCGCCCUGCACGGCCUGGAGGAGACCAAGAAGCUGGCCAACAAGUACCUGGUGGAGGACGUGCUGCUGCUCAACUUCGAGGAGAUGCGCGCCCUCCUCGACUCGCUGCCCCCCCCCGUCGAGUCGGAGCUGGCGCUCUUCCAGAUGUCCGUGCUCUGGCUGGAGCACGACCGGGAGACCCGCAUGCAGUACGCCCCGGACCUGAUGAAGCGCCUCCGCUUCGCCCUCAUCCCGGCGCCGGAGCUGGUGGAGCGGGUCCAGUCGGUGGAUUUCAUGCGCACCGACCCCGUCUGCCAGAAGCUGCUGCUGGACGCCAUGAACUACCACCUGAUGCCCUUCAGGCAGCACUGCCGGCAGAGCCUGGCCAGCAGAAUUCGUUCCAAUAAGAAAAUGCUGUUAUUGGUUGGAGGAUUGCCUCCCGGACCUGACCGGCUACCCAGCAAUUUGGUUCAGUAUUAUGAUGAUGAAAAGAAGACGUGGAAAAUACUGACAAUUAUGCCAUACAACAGUGCCCAUCACUGCGUUGUGGAAGUGGAAAACUUCUUGUUCGUGCUGGGAGGAGAAGACCAGUGGAACCCUAAUGGGAAACACAGUACAAACUUUGUUAGCCGAUACGAUCCCAGGUUUAACAGCUGGAUACAACUUCCACCCAUGCAAGAGAGGAGAGCCAGUUUCUACGCCUGCCGCCUCGACAAGAACUUGUAUGUCAUCGGUGGAAGAAACGAAACUGGCUACUUGUCCAGCGUGGAGUGCUACAACCUGGAGACAAACGAGUGGCGCUACGUGUCCUCGCUACCCCAGCCCCUGGCAGCCCACGCAGGAGCCGUCCACAAUGGCAAGAUAUAUAUUUCAGGAGGUGUUCACAAUGGAGAAUACGUCCCCUGGCUGUACUGCUAUGACCCUGUGAUGGACGUCUGGGCCCGAAAACAGGACAUGAACACAAAACGAGCAAUCCACACUCUGGCUGUAAUGAAUGAUCGACUGUAUGCAAUUGGAGGGAACCAUUUGAAAGGUUUCUCCCAUCUCGAUGUAAUGCUUGUGGAAUGUUACGAUCCAAAAGGUGACCAGUGGAAUAUCCUGCAGACUCCUAUUCUGGAGGGUCGCAGUGGCCCUGGCUGUGCAGUCCUUGAUGACAGUAUUUACCUUGUAGGAGGCUACAGCUGGAGUAUGGGAGCCUACAAAUCUUCUACCAUUUGCUACAGUCCUGAGAAGGGGACUUGGACAGAGCUGGAAGGUGACGUUGCGGAGCCCCUGGCAGGACCUGCGUGUUCGACUGUGGUGUUGCCGGCCUGCGUCCCGUACAACAAGUGA